Penicillium malachiteum is the source of this 1347-nucleotide messenger RNA. RefSeq names its product toxin biosynthesis protein-like protein. NCBI's taxonomy places the organism in Eukaryota, Fungi, Ascomycota, Eurotiomycetes, Eurotiales, Aspergillaceae. The record is from RefSeq and is a predicted model, not a curated record. The coding region runs from base 1 to 1347 and encodes 448 amino acids. The transcript is spliced from 3 exons.
AUGUCCAGUGACAGGUUCACCGUGACGGAGCAUGAGAUCUCCGGAUCACAUAUUCGAGAAUACCCCGGGACCACGAUCGAUCAAGAAGCUGUUCUGAAGCUUCAUAUUAAACAAUACACUCCGAAGAACCAGCCGUAUUCUGUUCCAAAAGAUGCUAUUACCUUCAUUGUCGCUCAUGGGUGCGCUCUGCCAAAGGAACUCUACGAACCGAUGUGGGAUGAGCUUCUGGAACAGCAUGGCUUUCAUAUCCGUGGAAUAUGGGUAGCCGACUGCGCGAAUAUGAAUGCUAGUGGCAUUCUCAACGAAGACAAGCUUAGUAUGGACGCCUCAUGGAUGGAUCAUCCACGCGACCUCUUCUUAAUGAUUAACCAAUUCCGAGACCAAAUGCCCCGUCCCCUCGUCGGAAUCGGGCACAGUUUUGGCGGAAAUGUUAUGUUUGUGAUACAUCAUGUUUACGCAUCGACCCGCAAGUACGCUAAUGAAUUUCCUAGUACAAAUCUCGCCUACAUGCACCCCCGCCUCUUCACGACCCUCCUGCUCAUUGAACCCGUUAUUCAGCUAACUCUACCCGCUAUGGGAUUCGGCACUGAUGCCCCCGGUGCAAUCAAUCACACCCUAUAUCGAGAUGAUGUCUGGCCAAGUCGAGAGGCAGCCGUACGAGCUAACCGUGCUUUUCUGGCUGGCUGGGAUCCUCGAUGCCUUGAGCGCAUGAUCAAAUACGGGUUUCGUGACCUCCCCACCGCUCUUUACCCGGAUGUCGAUGCGGUGAAGGCUCGAUUUAAUUCCGACGCUUCGGAGAGUUCCACAUCUACACCGGUCACUCUCACUACUUCAAAAUAUCAGGAUCUCGUAACGCAGAUUCGAGAGAACUUCUCUGCUCGCGAUCCGACUACUGGCCGAGUUAGCAUUCCCCGGUCUACCCAUGCGGAUCUCAAUCCGCUCGCCGCAUUUAUCCCAAUGUAUCGUCCCGAACCUACUAUGACUUUCCUCCGCUUACCUUCUCUUCGACCAUCCUGCUUGUGGGUGCUUGGUGGGUCCACUUAUCUCAAAAUCGAUGAGAUGAUGGAAGGUAUCAAGGUUUGUGGAACUGGUAUUGGAGGCAGUGGAGGUAUCCCUGAAAAUAAAGUCAAGGAAAUCAUUAUACCUGGCCUGACACAUUUAAUGCCGUUUCAGGAGGUGAAGAAGACUGUGGAGCCGUGCAGUAUCUGGCUAAGAGAGGAGAUGAAGAGGUACCGCAAGGCCGAGAAGGAUUGGGAGGAAUUGACAGCCGAAAGGAACCAUUUGAUGGUGGAAGAUGCCUGGUACAAGACUCUCAAACCAAUGCCUUCUAGGUGGAGCAAGAUCUAA